UGGCUGGCAUAGAAGGGGAAGAUAGCCAGCGUGGGAGGAAGGGAGGAAGGAAGACCCGGUUGAAGUGGCCGCGGACUAAUUCGAAAAAUAAGUCUACGCGCGCGACAAGCACACUUGACCGAAGCACACUCGGUGCGGAAGGGUGCACGCGGCCCUCGAGUGCUCGCGAGCGACAAUUAAUAACGGAGAACGGACGCGCUGGAGUCGGUGUUCCGCUCUGACACCGGAUUACGCGGACGCGGAAGUUCCCGACGCGCGCCAGUCGAGCCGCGGAUACGACAGGACGUGGCCGAUCGUGGACCAGCCACCGAAAUUUACAGGAACUCGCGGUGCCUCGUAGUUCGUCUCGUGUCGGCGACAACGAUCCUUUUGCCGGAAUCUUCGAGGAGCCGCAGAGAUCGCCCCGGGAUGCUCCGCUGACGCUCCAAAGUCGCGGGAGCGAACGGUGACCCGUCGACAUCCGAAGAUGCUGCGAGGGAAUCGCAAUCGUCGUACGGACCGGAGGAUAUCCAACGCCAGCUGCUGAAGCUAUGGAAGAAACGGUGUCGCGAAGAGGGUGAACAACCGUGGAAGACACAAGCCGAAUCGAAAGCUGCGAGUAUCGCAACCGAAUCCUCGUUAUCGUGAAUCGGAGCUGUCCUCGUCGAGUCGAACGUCUUCUGUGGCGUGACAAGGGGUAAAAAGACACGUCGAGGCGAGAAGAGACCAUGGACGAAGAGAAACGAAGCGAAGCCUCGCCGAAACCGUCUCAGUUAACGCCGUUCAGUAUCGCGGACAUUCUCAGUCGAAGAACCUCUUACCCGGAUCACGAGCGACGAUCCUCCGAUUCGGACGAGACGCAAGGCGCUCCGUCGUUCGCCAAGAAAUCUCACAGGGACUACGAUUUUACGGAGACCGAUCACGGAGAACUGUGCACGGAUCAGGAUCCAAAUCGUAUGGCUCGGUUCCCCAGGUUACCGUCCCCAGACCUCAACGUGGCUCGCGAGCUGGACAUCCUGACGAGGAAUCUCGUUCACGCGAACAUCACAAACUUCGGCACUAUUCCACACCUGGCCCAAGGGACCUUCAAACACCUGGAAACCCUGGGGAACAUGACUGCUUAUCAGCCGGCCAAGGACUCGAGGGACGUUUCACAGAGGCAACAGGACGAGGCGUUGGACAUGAGCAAAAAUAAAUAUCUGGAGGACGCGGAGGAAGACAUGUUCGAGGGACAGAAUCACGGACAAAGUCAUCAGAGCAGGAAGAAGCGCAGCAGGGCAGCGUUCUCUCACGCGCAGGUCUACGAGCUGGAGAGACGAUUCGCGGCCCAGAAGUACUUGUCGGGCCCGGAAAGGGCGGACCUCGCGCGCGGAUUGAAGUUGACGGAGACCCAAGUGAAGAUCUGGUUCCAAAACAGACGAUACAAGACCAAGAGGCGGCAGCAGCAGGAACUGGGCGCCCUGGUUAAUUCCGGAAACGCGAGGCGCGUGGCCGUGCGCGUUCUCGUGCAUCCGGACGAGCAUUUGAGGGGACUGCCACUUCGUGGUUCCGGCCAACUUCCCGGACAAAUCUCGGCCCCGCAAAUUCAUCCCGCGAACAAAGCGCUCAGCGGUUUCCCAUACUACUGUCUCCCCUAUCAUCCCCUGCUCUGCCCACCCCUUCACUCCGCUCAUAUUCAGGUGCAAAACACGAUCGCGCCGGACCUCGAUCCGAGCCAGCUCUCCAAAAUCAACGACGAAAAAUAAACCACCGAAUCGCGCAACUCCGAUUCAGGGCUGGGCAAAAUUCUAUAUCCAACGGUAGACGACAAAAAUACCGACGUAUAGUAAUUUAUUUGCGACGAUUAUUCGCUCGAACGGUUAUACUUUUAUAAAAAAAAAAAAAAAAAAAUUUCUAUUUUCCCUUACUCUAGACGACGAUGUUGCCCAUGUCUGCUCCUGUCUGUAGAAUGGUUCUGUGGUUUUCGGUUCGUCGUUGCCCUCUGUUCUUUUUAAAACCGACGUUAUGGAAAAGUCUGCCGUUUACAAUCGCGAUCUCCCCUACUCUCUCACUCUCAUACACUCGUACACGCAUACACGCGUGCAUACAUACGUACGCGUACACAGCCAUUUCGAAGUAACGAUUAAAGAGCACGGUAUCGAUUAUUCUGUCAACGCGACGCUCGAACAAUUUUCGAGCGUCAGCGUCUACGUUAAUUAUAAAGUUACUUAUAAAUAUUAUAGCAAUCUAGGAAGAGGAUCGUGUAAAUUAGCGUGUAAAUAACUGUAUAAAAUGCAAUCCGUGUCGAUCGGUGUCGGUGGGCGGAGUAUUUUAUUUAUUCCGAGUCCUGAAAUCGUAACGAUAGUUCGAUCUUCGGACGGGAAACGUUUAAAAUACUACCGUGAACACUGCUGGUGGUUCGUGUGCAAUAAAAUCGAAAGACACCGAUACCGACUAAGCGUUAUCACACUUUAUUAUAAGCAAACGCCGGGUUAACUUCGUUGUUUCCGCGCACCUAUGUGAUGAUACAGAUCUAUUCGAAUAUAUCAAGUGGUUCAUUAAAAAAAAAAGAAUUAAAAUAAAAGCGAACACUGUCUUGUCCUUUUUACCCCUCUCGACGAGUCCUAAAACGUUUGCGUCACGGCUACGCGGGAUCGUAAAAAUCUCGACGUAUUCGACCCAACGAAGUAGCACUUUUUUCAAACAUGCUCGCGAGCGAUUUUAUGCGCGUUCCAGAGUGCAGCGUUAAAAGGUCGUCAUUUUUUCACGUAUACAAACUCGUAGUACACCGUGGAAUCGAUUAAGAACGAAGAAACACUCGUUGGACGAAUCUUU
This is a messenger RNA of Hylaeus volcanicus, 2793 nucleotides long. Its product is annotated as homeobox protein bagpipe-like. The transcript has 3 exons. Gene Ontology annotation, biological process: regulation of transcription by RNA polymerase II; cell differentiation. The record is from RefSeq and is a predicted model, not a curated record. Gene Ontology annotation, cellular component: nucleus. Gene Ontology annotation, molecular function: DNA-binding transcription factor activity, RNA polymerase II-specific; RNA polymerase II cis-regulatory region sequence-specific DNA binding. Lineage: Eukaryota; Metazoa; Arthropoda; Insecta; Hymenoptera; Colletidae. Bases 708 to 1724 code for a protein of 338 amino acids.